AUGAACACAUUCACAUUUGGUGCUUAUGAUUUUUUAUCACUGGUUGAAGAAGAGUUGCCAAAUUUAAAUCAUGGAAUUUAUCAUUUGAAAUCAGAACCACUAAUUGAAGAAAAGCAAAAAAGCGAUAUGGAGGAGUUUGUAAUAUUCUUCAAAGAAGAGGCAAAACAAGCAACAAUUUUAUUCAAAGAAAAUGAAUUAAAAACUAUCGUGCAGUCAUCUCUUAAAGAAUAUUAUUCUCUUUUAAUCUUCACAAAUGCACACGAGUUCAUGUUUGAAGAUGGUUCCCCUGUUAACCCAGUAUAUUCUUCAAAGCUUGGAGAAACCAUAAUAUACAAAAUUAAACCUAUAUCUGGAUUCCCCACACUUGAUAUCCAUUAUGAAUCGGCAAGAUAUGGCGAACGCUCAAUUGUUGAUGUAGUAUACAAUAUUUUUGAUAUUGCAGUUAAAUUUCAAAUUCGGUCAAGAGGAAUGUUAAUUAUCAUGUCAUCCGUGGAAUCAGAAAUCUAUCUUUUUGGUAAUUUAGGAUCAAUGUACACUUGUCUUAAAGGAAAUUAUUUUAAGAUUGAUUGGGCAGAAAGCAUUUUAGCAUUUAAUAACUUAACUCAAUUACCAAUUGGAGCGCAAAUUGGAAGGUUUACAUUAAACAAAUUAAAAUCAGAAUUUGACAACCCAGAUUUAAUUAUUAGAGAUGGUGAAGUCAGGACAAUCACCGUUAAUGAAUCAUCAGUUAAUAUUUAUCCGUAUUAUGCCAUUUUUAUAGUGAAAGCGAAGUAG
Trichomonas vaginalis G3 is the source of this 774-nucleotide messenger RNA. RefSeq lists its product as uncharacterized. The coding region runs from base 1 to 774 and encodes 257 amino acids. Lineage: Eukaryota; Parabasalia; Trichomonadida; Trichomonadidae. The record is from RefSeq and is a predicted model, not a curated record. The transcript has a single exon.